This is a messenger RNA of Ectocarpus sp. CCAP 1310/34, 426 nucleotides long. Lineage: Eukaryota; Phaeophyceae; Ectocarpales; Ectocarpaceae. The record is from the annotation of a GenBank genome assembly.
AUGCCUCACGACGAGAGCUCUCGCCUGGUGGGAGGGAAAGGUGAUAAGGACAGAAAAGGAACGGUGCGCUGGAAGGGCGUCGCCGCGCCCGUGAUAGCAUUGUUCCUUGCCAUCGGGGUCUUUGUGGCAGCUACAUUUCCAGGGCGGUUAGUUUCUGUGAAGAAGGAGGCAAACCGUCAGGAGCUCCUUGCGGUUUCGGGUGGACGCAGCACGACGUGGGAGUGCGGCACAUCAACGGAGCCCGUGCUGAACGGCGCUGAUGUCGUGAGCUACUUCUCCCUCAAGGAGGGGGAAGCGGCCAUGUAUGGCUUCGAGGAGUACCAAGUGAAGUACAAUGGCUACACAUUUUUGUUCGCGUCCGCACAGAACAAAGUUCUGUUUGAGUCUGCCUCCCGAACGAAUGCGAAUCAGCUGUUCGACCUUUGA